GAGCGUGAUUGGCUCAGGCCUGGAAAAGAGCGUUCGGGGAUCCUCAAUGUACAGGCCGCAGUAGUGCUACCGUUGGAAAAUUAACGAUAAUAAAUCACGACAGAUUCGCGGGGAUCCGAAACUCUUCAACGCUCCGAAGGCAGUCGCGGAGCAGACUCUUUCCUCCCAGAUGCCAGAUUCACUGAUUUGCUUCAUGUUUGUGAUGCUUUUACGUGAAGGGAACUACUGUCAAAUGUGAAGUAUUGUGGAACAAUCACAGAUAAUGGAUCAAGGUGGAGGGAUCCUGGAGCUUCACAAGGAUUUAAAAAUGCCCCAUACAAUGAUAAUGCCAGAUUUUGUUGCAGGGAUGGGCGGCCUGGCACACAUCGACGGCGAUCACAUCGUGGUGUCCGUGCCGGAGGCCGUGAUGGUGUCGGAUGUGGUGACGGACGAGGGCAUCAUGCUGGAGACCGGCCUGGAGGCUGAGGUCGUGGAGGGGCCCGACAUCUGUCACGAGGACGUCAUCACCACCGAGGGCGUGAUCAUGUCCGAGUCCAUCCUGGGGGCCGAGGUGGCCAUCCAAGAGGCUCUGGGCGGCACGGCUGACCUGAUCGAGGAGACGGUGCCCGAUCAGGUGUUUGUGGCCGACCUCAUGUCUCCUCACGAUCAGAGCCCGCUGGACCACGACCUGGUGUCCGCCGAGGUCAUGGUGACGGACACGGAGACGGUCAUCCAGGCACACGACGCCAUGCCGCCUGACGUCACCAUUAAAGCAGACGAGGAGGAAGAGGAGGAGGAGGAGGAGGAUGAAGAGGAGGAGGAGGAGGAGGAGGAUGCGAAGAGCACUUCAGAGGACUACCUCAUGAUUUCCUUGGAUGAGGUUGGGGAAAAGCUGGACAUCGGAGACGCUCCUUUGAAGAUCACCGCAGAUGUGGGCCAGGAUGACGAUGGCUCGAAAGAGGAUGAGUUCAGCUCGGAGGUCAUUAAGGUCUACAUCUUUAAGGCGGAUGGAGAUGAAGAUGUGGAAAUAGGCAGCACAGAGGUGGUGGCAGAGAGUCACACGGCUCUGGAGGCGGCGGGUUCGGGCAGGCUGCCCAGAGAGAAGAUGGUCUACAUGGCUGUAAAGGACGUCAGCCAAGGAGAGGAGGACAUCAACUGCUCAGAGAUGACUGACCAGGUGUAUAUGGAGGUCAUAGUCGGAGAGGAAGAAGCUCCUGCUAUCACUGAAGCUCAGCUGGAGGACACGCCGGCUAACAAGACCUUUGUUCCUGCUGCCUGGGCGACUGCUUACGGAAGCAGUCUUGAAAGUAAGAAUGGUGCAGCCACUCCCUACCUACAGAUCACUGACAGCAUCAGCACAAGCCGAGCACUUAAACAGAAGAUCAAGAAGAAGAGGAGAGGAGAGACUCGCCAGUGCCAGACAGCUGUAAUCAUCGGCCCCGACGGACAGCCCCUGACCGUCUACCCCUGCCACAUCUGCGGCAAGAAGUUCAAAUCCCGGGGCUUCCUGAAACGCCACAUGAAGAAUCACCCGGACCACAUGUUCAAGAAGAAAUACCAGUGCACCGACUGUGACUUCACCACCAACAAGAAGGUGAGUUUCCACAACCACCUGGAGAGCCACAAGCUGAUCAUCAAGAGCGAGAAGAUCCCGGAGUACACCGAGUACACCCGGCGUUAUCACGAGGCCAGCCCGCUCAGCUCCAACAAGCUCAUCCUGCGCGACAAGGAGCCCAAGCUGCACAAGUGCAAGUACUGCGAGUACGAGACGGCCGAGCAGGGCCUCCUCAACCGCCACCUGCUGGCGGUGCACAGCAAGAACUUUGCGCACGUCUGCGUCGAGUGCGCCAAGGGCUUCCGGCACCCGUCGGAGCUCAAGAAGCACAUGCGGACGCACACGGGCGAGAAGCCUUACCAUUGCCAGCACUGCGACUUCCGCUGCGCUGACCAGUCCAACCUAAAGACUCACAUAAAGAGCAAACACGGCACCGACCUGCCCUUCAAGUGCGGCCACUGUCCGCAGGCCUUCGCCGACGACAAGGAGCUCCAGAGGCACACGGAGAUCUUCCAGGGCCACAAGACUCACCAGUGUCCGCACUGCGAGCACAAGAGCACCAACUCCAGCGACCUGAAGCGGCACGUCAUCUCGGUGCACACCAAAGACUUCCCACACAAGUGCGACGUGUGCGAGAAGGGCUUCCACAGACCCUCCGAACUGAAGAAGCACGCCGAAACGCACAAGGGCAAUAAAGUGCACCAGUGCAGGCACUGUGACUUCAAAACGUCGGACCCCUUCACGCUGAGCCGCCACAUUCUGUCCGUUCACACCAAGGACUUGCCGUUCAAGUGCAAGCGGUGCAAGCGCGGAUUCAGGCAUCAGAACGAACUUAAGAAGCACAUGAAGACGCACAGCGGUCGCAAGGUCUAUCAGUGCCAAUAUUGCGAGUACAACACUACGGACGCUUCGGGUUUCAAGCGGCACGUCAUAUCUAUUCACACUAAAGACUACCCGCACAGGUGUGACUAUUGCAAGAAGGGUUUCAGGCGGCCGUCGGAAAAGAACCAACACAUAAUGCGGCAUCACAAGGAAACUCUGCUAUAACGCUCUUUGUUUCUGCUCGUGUCAUUUACAGCCCUCUUAUUUAAAGCAGUGGCUCUCAGCUCUAGCCCUCGGGACCCACUGUGCAUUUUGCACACUCUCAAAAAUAAAGGUGCUGUUUCACAGUAACCAUUUUUGGUUCCACAAAGAACUCUUUGCCACAAAAGAAGCUUUUGUGAAACAUGCCAUCAAAAAAUGUUUUUCUAUGGCAUCGUAAAGCACCUUUAUUUUUAAGAAUGUAUCCCUGCAUCUCAGUGCGCAUACUGUUCAUCCCUCGUCCCCUAAAUAGUAUUGAAAAUGACUAAAAUCACAUAGAUUUUGGGAUAGAUGGUGUGCAUGUUGCGAUGCAGGCUAUGUAGGAGAGAAACCAAUGGACUCAACUGAGUGUGUCAGAUAAGAGAAACAAAAUGAACGCACAGAGCAUUUGGUCCCCAGAACUGGGGUUGAGAAUCACUGAUGUAAUGUGUAUAGAAACUUAAAUCACAGGUAGAAGUGGCUAAAAGUAUGGUCUUGGUCAAAAUGAUCAUGUCGCACCUCACACGGUCUUUGAUGGACAGUCAUUCAGGGUCUCAGAUGCCUAUAUUUUUAUACCCACUUUGCUUAAAUGCUGUUAGCAAAUCAUAUCCUCUAUUUAUAGGAAUAGCUCACCCAAAAAUGAAAAUGUACUCGCUCUCUUGUUCUUCCAAACAUCUUCUCUAGAGGGUAAAAGAGCGUUCUUUCAUUAACUAAUAGCAUCUACUGACCAGUGUCCUUCAGGCUACAAAACUGGAUGAAAAAGCAUCCUAAAUCUGUCAUAAAAGUAAGCUUUGUGCACUUUUUGUGUUCAUUUUGGGCUUUCUGGUUUCUGGUCACUAGACUUUUGUAUGGAAAAAAGCAGAAGCGGUUUCGUGCUUCAUGGAAGAAAAUGGCGUGGGUUUGGAAUGACACGAGAGCGAGUAAAUGUUUUCUUUUAUGGGUGAUAUAUUCCUGGUCUGAGCAUCAUCAUAGACCUUAGUCAGGAUAGACGACAUUGAAUUUCACAAAAUAAGGCUAAACGUAGUCUUUAUAAUGGCAUGCGCUUUAUAAACCUAGAUCGCAUGUCAUUUAAAGCUGUUUUUAAUCUACUGAGAGACGUUUCAUCAGCUCUUGUACAAUCGGUAACAUUAUAGUCUACUAAUUCCUCACUUUUUAAAUCCUGACUAAAGUCUAUAGGGACAGACACUUUCUAUUACUCUCCGAAGUCAUUCAAUCAUUAGAUGUAUUUUACCAGCUUGUAUGUCCAGGUUUUACUGUACCUUUUACCGUUUUAUACCCAUCAUGAUGUUCUGUUGUGGUAUCUUUCCAGCAUCUGCUCUCUGCGAUCUGUCUUUGGCCUUCCUCAACUUUGUGAACACCACUACAAAAUUCAAUGUUCGCGUAAAAUGAAAUGUUAACAACACGGCGAACGUGCACAUACUGCCAAUUACUUCUGAUCUCUUGAGUUAUGCCUUACAUGUAUUUUUUUUUGCACUGAAUUCAGUAUGAAUCGAUUGUGAAUAUUUUUAACAGGUUUCAGUUACGCUAUAAUAGAUGUAUACAUUAACAAAUGCAAAUCACAUUAAGAGCACCUUUUGCUUUGAUAACGUCACUUUUGAGUUAUUUAUUUUUUAGCGGGUGGGCAAACGUAGACACGACCUCCUAAAGCAGAAGCCAUCCUUAAGCCCCUUCCCAGCAGUACUUCAGCUCUGGCUAUGACUGUGCUUCAAUGCUGUCGGACAUCCUAAUCUUUAAUGCGUCACCAUGUGUAAAAACCUUCAUCACAACUGAAAGUGUGGGAGAUUCGCAUCAGAUUCUAGACGCCAGUGGGACAUCAUCUGGACAGAUGGAAAGCUCACUGGAGUUCGGGUGUAAAUGGAUGUAGUAGAUUUUGCUUUAGAGUUUAAUUGGUUGUAUUAAGUUAAGACAGUGUUUAAUUGAUUGAGCGCUUUCGAGGUAAUCAUACACUUGGACUCAGUCACUCUCAUUCAUGAACCACAAGGAGAACCGUGUGUAAAUAAUAACCGUUCUUCUGUAAAUGCCGUAAUCGUUAAUGAAGUACUCACAGAUUGGUUCUGCUGGUGUUUUGUGAAUGAGGUUCGUGGCGUUCGUUUGGCAGGCGGUUUAGAUAUCGCCGUGUUCGUUACAGUUGUGGUUGGAGAUUAACAUUCUUCAUGAGAAAUAAAAUUCAUGCAUUACAGUUAUUUUCUGACAGGUGGACUACUGGUAAGAAGGAAUCAAAAUAAAUAUUUCUUUCGAAAAGCUUUCGGAAAUGGUUUUACACUCAGGUAUUUCCUUGACGUUUAGCAAAUAGCACUUUUCAGAUGUAAGAAAUUAACAGUCUAAAUAAAUCAUUCAAGGAAAAUCGUUUUAAUCCGCUUAUAAGUGUUGUAUUAUGCCAUUAAAGUGGGUAAUUACACAUGC
Puntigrus tetrazona (Sumatra barb) is the source of this 4996-nucleotide messenger RNA. It is a transcript of the gene znf711, whose product is annotated as zinc finger protein 711. Bases 263 to 2581 code for a protein of 772 amino acids. Gene Ontology annotation, biological process: regulation of transcription by RNA polymerase II. The record is from RefSeq and is a predicted model, not a curated record. Gene Ontology annotation, molecular function: DNA-binding transcription factor activity, RNA polymerase II-specific; metal ion binding; RNA polymerase II transcription regulatory region sequence-specific DNA binding. Gene Ontology annotation, cellular component: nucleus. Lineage: Eukaryota; Metazoa; Chordata; Actinopteri; Cypriniformes; Cyprinidae. The transcript has 9 exons.